AAAAUGUAUCAGUUGUGAAAACGAUCGAAAAAAAAGCUAAGCCCCCUCAUAUAUAUAUAUAAAACAGAAUCCCUCCAUUUCCUCCCUCAUCCUCUCUCUCUCUCUCUCUCUCCACUUCUUUUGGUGAAUUACUGCUCCGUGAAGCAAGGCAGUCGGAUGGCGGCGACGGCAUUAUCAGUAGUAUUAGUGGCGACGCUGGUGAUGGCGGCGGUGGAGUUCCGUCCUUGCUGGUCGCAGAACAUCACCAGAGCCAGCUUCCCAAAGGGCUUCGUCUUCGGAACUGCCUCCUCUGCGUUCCAGUAUGAAGGGGCAGUGAAAGCUGACGGGAGGGGACCAAGUAUUUGGGACACAUACUCUCAUACUUUCGGGAAAAUCAUAGAUUUCAGCAAUGCCGAUGUAGCAGUGGAUCAAUACCAUCGUUUCAAUGAGGAUAUACAGUUGAUGAAAGGCAUGGGAAUGGAUGCCUACAGAUUCUCCAUCUCCUGGACCCGUAUCUUUCCCAAUGGGACGGGUCAGAUUAAUGAAGCGGGAGUGGAGCAUUACAACAAAGUGAUAGACGCGUUAUUGGGUAACGGGAUCCAGCCGUAUGUCACUCUCUACCACUGGGACCUUCCUCAGGCCUUGCACGACAAAUACACCGGCUGGCUUGAUCGCCAAAUCAUACAAGACUUCACGGCGUACGCGGAGACGUGCUUCCAAAAGUUCGGCGACCGAGUGAAGCACUGGAUCACAUUCAACGAGCCACACACGUUCGCCGUCCAGGGCUACGACGCCGGCCUCCAGGCCCCCGGCCGCUGCUCCGUCGCUCUCCGCCUCUGGUGCAAAGAAGGCAACUCCGCCACCGAGCCGUACAUCGUCGCGCACAACACCAUCCUCGCCCACGCCUCCGUCGCCUCCGUCUACCGCCGGAAGUACAAGCCCGCCCAGAAGGGAGUCAUCGGGCUUUCCUUCGACGUCAUAUGGUACGAGCCCGGAUCCAGCUCGGCCAGCGACGUCGAAGCGGCCCAACGGGCCCAGGAUUUCCAGCUGGGCUGGUUUCUGGACCCGUUGGUGUUGGGAGAUUACCCGAGCUCGAUGAGGAUCCGGGUCGGGAACCGCCUGCCAAAGUUCUCGGCUUCUGAAGUUGCUGUGGUGAAAGGGUCGUUGGAUUUCGUGGGGAUCAAUCAUUACACCACGUAUUAUGCCAGCAAUAGCUCGUCCGGGAUCGUGGACUUCCUGCUGAACGACACUCUUGCGGAUUCCGACACCGUUGCCUUUCCGUUCAAAAAUGGGAAAGCUAUUGGAGACAGGGCGAAUGCCAUAUGGUUAUACAUUGUGCCACAAGGGCUGAGAAGCUUGAUGAACUACGUCAAGCAAAGAUAUGGAAAUCCUCCCGUGUACAUUACCGAAAACGGUAUGGACGAUCCAAAUAGCUUGUUUAAAUCUAUCAAAGAUGCACAGAAGGACGAGAAAAGAAUUAGAUACCUCAACGAUUACCUCACGAGCUUGCUAGCUUCUAUCAAGGAAGACGGGUGCAAUGUAAAAGGGUACUUCGUGUGGUCUUUACUGGACAAUUGGGAGUGGUCUGCUGGAUACACUUCCAGAUUUGGUCUCUACUUUGUGGACUUUAAGGACAACCUUAAGAGAUAUCCCAAAGAUUCUGUGAAGUGGUUCACAAAUUUCUUGAGCCACAGUGCUUAGAAGUGGGAGAUAAAAAGACCAUAUGCAUCCACUCACCAAAAGAAAAAGCAGAAAGGAAAUAAAAUUGUUUGUGUGGGCUUGGUGUGUAUAUAUUUACACUCAAAUAUUGUUAUUUAGGGUAUUUGUUUAAUAAAUCUUGUUAUAUAAAAUUAAUUGUUUCAAGUAGGGAUGGGCAAAUGGUGUGGUUCAAUCGCACUUCCCCAUAUUAUCAAUCGGACCGCACCACACCGCAUGUGUCACUGUAAUUCCGUUGUGGCGGUCAAACCAAACCGCAUAAAUACACGGUUAAUUUGGUG
Messenger RNA from Linum trigynum, 1976 nucleotides. Lineage: Eukaryota; Viridiplantae; Streptophyta; Magnoliopsida; Malpighiales; Linaceae. The record is from the annotation of a GenBank genome assembly.